Molecule: messenger RNA, 844 nt
Organism: Aspergillus ochraceoroseus IBT 24754
Lineage: Eukaryota; Fungi; Ascomycota; Eurotiomycetes; Eurotiales; Aspergillaceae
Exons: 2
Coding region: 22-786 (254 amino acids)
Biological process (GO): GPI anchor biosynthetic process
Cellular component (GO): mannosyltransferase complex; endoplasmic reticulum membrane
Molecular function (GO): mannosyltransferase activity
Source: RefSeq, a predicted model, not a curated record
AAAAAAAAAAAUGAAGAUACAAUGCAUCGCCUCCCCUUCCUCUUCCUCCUUCUCCUCCUCUUCUCCCCCUUCGUGACAGCCAACGUCGAAAAAACAAUCUUUAUCGCCCCUUCCCCCCUCAUCAUCCCUACUAUUGACCCUAGCCUCGACGAUGACCUAGGGCUCGAGCGUCUCUCCCCGUUCGAGAACAUCCUCAGAACAAAGCUCAAUGCCUCGUUCCCAACCGAGGACGCCCCCGGAACAGACUCGUGGUAUUUCCUGGAGAACCUGCACCCGGGCCAACGGUACGAGGUACGGAUAUGUUGGUUGGCUACUCAACCUACAUCCUUCACUCUAAGGACCUACACUCUCCCUUUCAUAACCUCUCCACAUGAAGCUCCAGAAGAAGAUCCCUCCCUCCUCUCGCAACUCAGCCGGUAUGCUUCCUCCCGCCUCGCAACCGCGCAGCCAGCUCUCCACCUCACCCGGUACCGUUCCUCUUCCUACUCCCACUCCUCUGGCGCAGACCCCGCGCCGAUCUCAGACUCGGUGCUCUUUCUGCGCAUCACGGCCGCGGCGGAUUAUUUCUCGCUGGACCAGUCCUUGAUGGAGACCGUGCCGCCUGUGCUGGCGGAUAUCAUUCUCGAUCCGUUCCUAGGGAAUGUGGUUCCGAGGAGCUUGGUGCCGACCGCGUCUUGGAUGGUUGUGGUAGCGGGUUUUGCGGUCGUCGCUGCGAGGUGGGUGGUUAAAGAAUUGAAUCGUGUUGUGGAGACGAGGGACAACGAGGAUGAGAAAAAGGAUCAGUAAGAGAAUUAAAGUAAUCAAUUGCAAAAAGUUUUUGUUUUUUUUUUUUUUUUUUUUUUUU